AGUGCUAAGAACAGCCCUACUCAAAUCACCUUGCCCGCAAAGACACACAAGCCCCGCGCACACACGGCAGUAUCUGCAAACGCCCCGCGCACACGGCAGUAUCUGCAAACGGCCCACCAAUACGGCUGUAUUUGCAAACGCUCCGCGAACACGUCAGUAUCUGCAAACGCUCCGGGAACACGGCAGGACCUUUGAACGCCCCUCGCACCCGGCAGGAUCUUUAAACGCCCCGCGCACACGGCAGGAUCUGCAAACGGCAGCAUCUGCGCAGCACAGCCGGCUGCGUUUGCCUUAGAAGUAUGUGUUUAUAAGGUGGGGAACAGCAGACAGACUUAGAAGCUGUCCUACAGGUGUGGAUCUGUGGGGGAUCCAGAGGUCCUACCGGCUCGUUUUAUCCAGAGCGAACCCGGGAAUCAUCUCACCUCAACUUUUACACCUUCGCCUCGAGAACUAAGAUUGCCGCGCGGAAGCAUGGAUGGAAGCUGCAGCGACAGUGAGUACUGGGACCAGCUCGUGCGAAUGUGCCUGUCCUGCGAGAGGAGGUGCGAGCACAGUCAAGGUAGAUGCGUCGAAUUCUGUGCGUCGCUCCAUUGCCGAGCCAGCCCGGGGAACUUCUACGACCCGCUGCUGAAACAGUGCAUGCAGUGCGCGGAGCUGUGCGGGAGCCACCCCGUCGAAUGUGCGCAGGCCUGCAAGGCUCAACCAACCGCCCGGAGUCUGACUCGGCUUCCCGAGGACGGAGCUGCACUUACGCCGCCCACCACCAGGGGGAGCUCCUUCCCGAGAGGGGAGCACCACACGGUCAUCAUCUACUCCCUCUUGGGCCUGUGUCUGGCCGCGCUGUUCUGCACCCUGUCCGUGGCCCUGGUGGCGCUGCUGUGCAGAUCGAGGGGCCGGGGGGCCCGGGGGGCCCGCAGGGCGGGGCCCCAGGAGGAGCAGGAAACCAGCGACGACGCCCUUCACCCUUCUUCCAAAGAUCGGCUGAUGGACGCGGUGGUUGGUGGGCGGGGUCAUGAGGAGAAGAAGGCGUGGCCUACGGUGGUUGGUGGACGGGGUCAUGAGGAGAAGAAGGCGUGGCCUACGGUGGUUGGUGGGCGGGGUCAUGAGGAGAAGAAGGCGUGGCCUACGGUGGUUGGUGGACGGGGUCACGAAGAGAAGAAGGCGUGGCCUACAGAGACGUGCGUUCACUGCUUCCCCGAGCUCCGGGUGCAGCAGCGGGUCGAGGACAAGCUGCCGCCACCCAACGUCUACCAACAGGCCACGGGCAUGGCGCCCCCCUCUGAAGCCUCCACGCUACUGUACCAGGACGGCGUCGCCGUAGCGACGAACCGCCACGCCUCACUGCAUGGCCCUGGAGGGAAGGACGGCGCCCUGAGGAUCAUCUGCUCUCCAACACAGAGCGGCUGAGAGGAGACAGCGCCCCCUAGUGGCACCAGGACUGCACCACCAUCCACAUCAGGCUAGAUUUCAAGUCACAAAAAAAAAAAGACGUAUGAAGUCACAAUAUUGGGGGUCGCCUUAGGGGAGAACACGUUUAAAUGGGAUGGUAGUUUGGGGGGAUGAAGCUGCUUGGUUUAGUGGAUGGUUGUUGAUACAUGUACUGUUAUGACCUUAUUUAAAAUGUGAGACUAUGUUGUUACAGGAAAUGGGACAAAGAUAUCGAGUUCAGAAAUUGUUUCACCUUACUGACCAUAUGAGUGUGUGUGUGUGUGUGUGUGUGUCUGUUUCACAAUACAUGGACAUUAUGAGUGUGUGUAUGUAUGUCUGUGAAUAUGUGGGACAUUAUGAGUGUGUGUAUGUAUGUCUGUGAAUAUGUGGGACAUUAUGAGUGUGUGACUGGGUGUGUGUGUAUGUGUUUGUGAAUAUGUGCGUGUGUAUGUGUGUGUGGUUCUGUGCGUGUGGUUGUGUGUGCAUGUGAGUGUUAGUGUGCGUUUGUGUGUGCGUGUGUGUCUGUGUGUGUAUGAGUAUGUGUGCACAUGUGUGUCUGUGUAUGUGAGUGUGUGUCUGUUUGUGUUUGUGUGUGUGUGCAUGAGUGUGUGUGUUUGAGUGUGUGUGUGUGUGUGUGUGUGCAUGCAUGUGUUUGGCAGGCUUCAGUGUAGGAAAAACAGAGUAAUCAUCAUGGGGGAGGGAGGGAGUGUUUGCUCCCCUCUGAGCUUCCUGAGCUGUUUCAGCAGGCUUGCAUCAGCACAGCAACGACGGCAUCCAGCAACCAAUCCACACGCAGCUCGCAGUCAUCAAACAGCCAGCAACCAAUCCACACGCAGCUCGCAGUCACCAAACACCCAGCAGCCAAUCCACACGCAGCUCGCAGUCACCAAACACCCAGCAACCAAUCCACACUCAGACUACAGCUGCAAAACCGUUAGACUGAGUUGAUUUGGUUCAAAUGCAUUGUGGGGACCUCGUGACCUUACCACGGGCUAUGAAGCCUGUACACACGUGAUUUGGUUCAAAUGCAUUGUGGGUACCUCCUGACCUCACAAUGGGCUAUGAACCCUGUGCACACACAGCAUUCACCACAGCCUCUGUAAAUCUGGAGUCCUGAUUUUAGCCGUUAGCAAUGCUAAAUUCAUGUGUACGCCAUGGCUGUGUGUGUCUGACUACGAGUGUGUGUGCAUGAGCUUCUGUGGGAGUCUGUGUGUAUGAGUUUGUGUGAGAAAGAUUGUGGGAGUCUGUGUGUUUCAGUGUGUGUGCAAGAGCUCAUGUGCGAGUGUGUGUGUUUGAGUGUGUGUGAGAAGGCUUGUGCGAGUCUGUGUGUAUGUGUGUGAGAGAAAGCUUGUGUGAGUCUGUGUGUAUGAGUGUGUGUGAGAAACCUUGUGUGAGUCUGUGUGUAUGAGUGUGUGUGAGAAAGCUUGUGUGAGUUUGCGUGUAUGAGUGUGUGUGAUAAAGCUUGUGUGAGUCUGUGUGUAUGAGUGUGUGUGCAAGAGCUCAUGUGCGAGUCUGUGUGUUUGAGUGUGUGUGAGAAGGCUUGUGUGAGUUUGCGUGUGUUUGUGCAUGUGUGUGAGAAGGCUUGUGUGAGUUUGCGCGUAUGAGUGUGUGUGAGAAAGCUUGUGUGAGUUUGCGUGUGUUUGUGUGUGUGAGAAGGCUUGUGUGAGUUUGCGUGUAUGAGUGUGUGUGAUGUUGAUACUGGAGA
Molecule: messenger RNA, 3133 nt
Organism: Anguilla rostrata (American eel)
Lineage: Eukaryota; Metazoa; Chordata; Actinopteri; Anguilliformes; Anguillidae
Product: tumor necrosis factor receptor superfamily member 13B
Exons: 6
Coding region: 472-1407 (311 amino acids)
Biological process (GO): B cell homeostasis; negative regulation of B cell proliferation; hematopoietic progenitor cell differentiation
Cellular component (GO): plasma membrane
Source: RefSeq, a predicted model, not a curated record